AUGUCGCUCUGGGGUAGUCAGAAGCGUCCGAAGGACAAGCUCGACAUCAGCGGGCUGAAGGAGUUCAUGCAGAUUCACGUCUCCCUGCGCAAGUUCUACUUCGACCUCCUCUACCCUCCCGGCCCCAACGGCCGCCGCCGCGCCAUGUUGCGCUUGGGCGCCCUUUGGUGCGAGAGCUUGGGCGCGAAAGGAGCGCCGUACCGGCUUUGGUCUUGUUUGGCACCGCCCUUGGUGGUUGUGACUCUCCCAGUGGGAGACCCGAUGCACAAGCAUCCAGCCCUUGGCUUGCAGGUACAAGAGGCCAGCGCGGUCUUCUCUGCCGCGCCAAAGGACGGUCCUGAACUGCGGACCUUCAUGCUUUUUGACGAGCACAUCAGUGCACUCUUUGCGGAGGGUGGUGCUAUGCCCACUACAAACUGUUUAGGAACCAGGCAAUCGGUCUUCUCCACUACCCCUUUGAUCUCCGUGGCCAUUUCUCCAGAGGAUUUCGUCCGCUCACGUAGCGCGCCGGGGGGCGGGUCCAUGUCGGAAUCGGUGUACCGAAAGACGCCGUUGCCCGUGCGACUGGACCUCAACAAGAGGAACACGCGAGAGCAGCUGAGCCAAGGCACGGAUGACCAGAGGGGCGUUUUGCAGGGCGCCGGCGUGGCUUGCCCCACCACCGAGUCACAGAAGGAUUGCAACGAGGUCAUGCGCAAAGACCUGGAGCAAUGGCUCGUAGAUCAUGGCAUUUCAGGACCACCUCCUUCUCCCGAGGUUGAGCAGAGAGCCAUGUGGCAGUGGAUUCGGGACUUUCACAAGGAAUACAGCGACGACUGGUACACCCGCAACAUGCCUCGCUUGCGAGACCAGUUUAGGCCUAUUUUUGUCCAGCAGAUGAAGCGAAUGCGAGAGCAAGAGGCCAAGGCCCAUCCAGUGGAGCCUGCCGCUGGCGAUCUCCUGGAUUUGGGGCCCUACACGCCACAGCAGGCAGAGAGAAGUCGCAAAAAGCUGGGCUUUCUCGUCCAGUUUUGUGCUGCAAAGCUGAAACCCAACCCUAUCUCGGAGGAGGAGGCUCGAGCAACCCCUUGGGGACGCACAGGCGUGAAGUCGAUUCCAGCUCCGUGGCGGAUGGGCGUUUGCGUGGAGCCCUUCCGCGCGACGAUAUGCAAGUCCUUCAUCUUGCGCGUGAAGGAUUUCUUGUGGUCGUAUUUGCACCGUGGUCGUAUGAGACCGGCACUGAGACCGGCUUAUUUGGGCAUAUUUGGGGCCAAAGGAUAG
Molecule: messenger RNA, 1260 nt
Organism: Durusdinium trenchii
Lineage: Eukaryota; Dinophyceae; Suessiales; Symbiodiniaceae
Source: the annotation of a GenBank genome assembly